This is a messenger RNA of Guillardia theta CCMP2712, 541 nucleotides long. RefSeq lists its product as hypothetical. The record is from RefSeq and is a predicted model, not a curated record. The coding region runs from base 115 to 486 and encodes 123 amino acids. NCBI's taxonomy places the organism in Eukaryota, Cryptophyceae, Pyrenomonadales, Geminigeraceae. The transcript has 4 exons.
GGAGGGACCCCUGCUCUCUCCAAGAAGGGAUCGGAACGGGUCCCUGCUGCCCCGUCGUCGUCAGGCUCGAAGCAAGCAGCAAGUUCUGCAGGAGUAGCCCCGAGCAGGUCGAGAAUGGUGGCAACGAAGAGAGGAGUUGGGUUCUCAAGGGAAGCAUGGCCGGAGGAGGAAAGCAACGUGGACGGGAAUGGACGCGAUGUAGUCUCUGAGUGCAACUCGAUCCUCUCCGACGUUCGGAGUGUGUAUGAUCAGCUCGAGAGCUCCCUCGCCGCGCUGGAGGAGCGAGUGAGGGUCACAAACGGAGGCUUGCAAGGCUUUUCAGAGUUCUCCGGCAUGAACGGAAUCGAUGACCAUGAAUCUCAUAUGGGUGGCAGUGAGUUUCGCAGGAUGUACAGUCAACUCAACGAGUAUCCCUGGUUCAAUCCUUAUGUCGCGCAAUUCAGGAGAGGGCGUUCGGCUGACCUCCAAUCAUUCCAUGAGCGUUAGAAUGCUUGGGAACUUUCCAGGUCUUACAUGUUUGGCAAUAAAUUUUAGCACCGUG